Pipra filicauda (Wire-tailed manakin) is the source of this 498-nucleotide messenger RNA. Its product is annotated as formin-like protein 5. NCBI's taxonomy places the organism in Eukaryota, Metazoa, Chordata, Aves, Passeriformes, Pipridae. Bases 1 to 498 code for a protein of 165 amino acids. The record is from RefSeq and is a predicted model, not a curated record. The transcript is spliced from 3 exons.
AUGGCGCGGGCAGGACGGGUCAGUGCCGGGGCCAGCAGAGUCCCCAGCGGGGUAAUCCCGGUAAGCGGCUCCGGGCUCAGCGGGGAGCGCGGCCCCGUCACCUUCGCGGCUCGCCCCGGUCACCGGCGGCACCGGCGCGGGGAGCACCACGGGCCCCGCCCGCGGCCACCAGGGGGCGCUGCCCGGCCGUGCCCCCCCCCGGUCCAGCCCCGACCCCCCCCGGGCCCCCCCGGGUGCGUGGGACGGGACCCCCGAGCGUGUGUGGGCUCUGCCUCCCGCCUGGGCUCGGGGGUGUUCCCUCCACGCGUGUGCGGGCUGCAGGGGAUGAUCCGUGCGCGGGCCGUGCCCCCCCCGCGUGUGCGUGGGCUGGUGGCCGUGCCCCCCCCGCGUACCGAACCGCCGCCGCCGCCGGGGGAACGGGGGACGCGGAGCCGCCGGAGCCGCCGCCCCGCCUGGGUCCGCUCGGAGCCCCCCGGAGGCUGCGUGUGGCAAACCUGA